AGUUUUUGUCUUCAAAGAUUUUAUGGGCAAAUCCACCAUUCAUUAAAAAAUGAUGAACUGUCAUCAUCAAAAAUAUUUUCCGAUUGAUAAGUUCUUCUUUUUUCUGGCUCACAGACUGAAAUAAGUUAAUACGAUAGCAUCACCCGUUGUUGAUUUUUUACAUAAUAAUUACUUGUACUAUACAUACAGUAUUCGGUUUUUUUUCUUCUUUUUUGGAGGAAUAUAUACAGUAUUCCUAGCUGUCUUUGAUUUUAGCCCAUUUUCUGAUCUCCAUUUCUCACUGUUAUAUGUGUUACUUAUAUAUAUGAUUCUCUUCUUCUCCACUUUGUUAUAUAUUUCUAAGAAAAAAUGAGUUCUCAAGAAAGUGGGAGAGAAAAGGAAACAAUAGAGUUAGAUGAAGCACGGCUACAAGGGCAAGCGGAGAUAUGGCGAUACAUGUUCAGCUUUGCAGAUUCUAUGGCGCUUAAGUCUGCCGUGGAGCUCCGCAUAGCUGACAUAAUACACUCUCAUGGUGUCGCCAUCACUCUAUCACAAAUAGCUUCAUGCAUUAAUGGCAGCCUUACUUCGCCGGACAUCACCACCCUUGCUCGCAUAAUGAGAUUACUCGUCCGUAGAAAGAUUUUCACUGUCCACCACCCUUCAGACGGUGGAGAUCCCUUGUACGAUCUGACUCACUCAUCGAGAUGGCUACUACAUGACUCGGAGCAAACAUUGGCGCCCAUGGUAUUGAUGGAGAACCAUCCAUGGCUAAUUGCUCCUUGGCACUGCUUUAGCCAAUGCGUUAAAGAAUGUGGCAUUGCCUUCAAGAAAGCUCAUGGGCGUGAGAUAUGGGAUUUGGCAUCAGGAAAUCCUGAAUUCAACAAGCUUUUUAAUGAUGGCUUGGCUUGUACAUCCAAGGUCGUCACCAGUGCGAUCCUAUCGGGUUACAAACAAGGGUUAAGCUCCAUUGAAUCAUUGGUUGAUGUCGGAGGUGGGAUUGGAGGUUUAAUAUCAGAGAUCGUCAAAGCAUAUCCACACAUCAAAGGUGUUAACUUCGAUUUACCGCAUGUUGUCUUGGCGGCACCAGCAUACAAUGGGAUCUUCCAUGUUGGCGGUGACAUGUUCCAUGCCAUUCCAAAUGCUAAUGCGGUGAUUAUGAAGUGGGUAUUGCAUGACUGGGGUGAUGAAGAUUGCAUAAAAAUAUUAAGGAAUUGCAGGAAAGCAAUUCCAAGAGGAAAUGGGAAAGUGAUAAUUGUUGAAGUUGUUGUGAAAGCAGAGGGGAGUGGAGUGUUCGAUGACCUGGGAUUCAUAUUCGACCUCCUAAUGAUUGCACACUCCAGCGGUGGAAAGGAGAGAACCGAGGUGGAAUGGAAGAAAAUCUUGGAAGAAGGAGGCUUCUCUCGCUACAAAAUCAUUGACAUUCCUGCAUUGCCUUCCAUCAUCGAGGCAUAUCCGGAUGAUCAGUAGCAGUAGCACCACUACAUGAUUCUUCUUGUUGUUUAGGAUAAUGCCUGCAAUGGGAACUUAAAUUUCUAUUUUAUGAAUCUACUUUUGCUUCAUGUUAUGUUCAUCGAUGAAGUAUUAUUUUUUAUAUAUAUUUUAGUAUAUGAUUUAAUAAUAAACUAAUUUAAUUGGCAAA
This is a messenger RNA of Gossypium raimondii (Peruvian cotton), 1618 nucleotides long. RefSeq names its product xanthohumol 4-O-methyltransferase. Gene Ontology annotation, molecular function: protein dimerization activity; S-adenosylmethionine-dependent methyltransferase activity; O-methyltransferase activity. The transcript has 2 exons. The record is from RefSeq and is a predicted model, not a curated record. Gene Ontology annotation, biological process: methylation. NCBI's taxonomy places the organism in Eukaryota, Viridiplantae, Streptophyta, Magnoliopsida, Malvales, Malvaceae. The coding region runs from base 349 to 1446 and encodes 365 amino acids.